This is a messenger RNA of Tripterygium wilfordii, 1308 nucleotides long. RefSeq lists its product as uncharacterized. Lineage: Eukaryota; Viridiplantae; Streptophyta; Magnoliopsida; Celastrales; Celastraceae. The coding region runs from base 1 to 1308 and encodes 435 amino acids. The transcript has a single exon. The record is from RefSeq and is a predicted model, not a curated record.
AUGGUGUACAAAUUGACCAAUAUCGAUCGUCGGACACAUAACAUCCAAUUGAAGUAUAUUUUCAAUGUCCAUGGUCCAACUGAACCUGUUGAGAUUGAAGGUGACAGGGACGUUCAUUUUUUUGUACGAUGCAAUAGCGACAGGAGCAUACCUGGGACAUCUCUAUGCAUUUCAAACACUAAUAGAGAGGUGUAUGAUGAUGAUACUGAGGUAAAUUUUGAGUUAAAUGAUGAUCGAUUUGAUAUUUCGGAUACAAAAUUGUUUGAUGAACCCGACAUAGUUGGAUUCAAUAGCAACAUUGAUGUUCGUAACGAACCUGAGAUAAAUAUAUCAGAAGUUAACGGCAAUGAUCAUACAACUGCCCAGGAAAAUUUCUCUUCUGAGGGUAAUUCUGAAAUUGCCGGUUCUAAUUCAAUUGGUACGUCACAAAGCUAUGGUAAUAUGAUCUCACCUGUUGUACAUGAUGAUUCAUAUGCUAUUUUGAAAGUCGGAGAAAUAUUUCCAGACAAAAAGAGCUUGUUUAAAAAGCUUUGCAUGUAUGUGCUUCAUUUGCACUUCGAAUUCAAAGUGGCAAAAUCGACAAAAACUCUUUUUGUUGUUAGAUGCAAAGUAGUGAAUGCAAGUGGUGACUUCGAGCAACAAGAGCUGAGGAAACUUGUUUUUUUCGUGAUAAAGGUAUAUCGUGACAAACAUUUGCCUUCGUCUUGUUUUGAAUUUAAUGAAGCUCGACAAGCAACAGGUUGGGUUGUGGGGGAAUGCAUUAAAUCUAAAUACGAGGGGGUUAGUUGCAUUUAUAGACCAAAUGACAUUGUGAAGGAUUUUGAGAGAGUGCAUGGAGUUUCAAUCACUUAUGGGAAAGCUUGGAGGGCUAGAGAAAGUGCCCUACAUUCAUUGCAUGAUGCGUCGAAACAAGCUUUUGCUGAACUUCCCUCAUUUUUUGCACAAUUGGAAUCAAAAAAUCCAGGAACAAUAACACAUAUUGAGUCGGAUUCUAUCAAUCGCUUCAAAUACUGUUUCAUGGCCAUUGGUCCAUCAUUAAGAGGUUUUUGUACUUGUAUAAGACCUGUAAUUUGUGUUGAUGAAACUCAUUUGAAAGGUAAAUAUCUUGGAACAUUAUUUGUUGCCACAUGUUUGGAUGGAAACAACCAGGUUUAUCCUUUGGCUUUUGGAGUAGGUGAUGCAGAAAAUGAUGAUGCGUGCACAUGUUUCUUUGAAAAAUUGAAUGGAGCUAUUGGAAGCAUGCAUAACAUGUUUUUAUCUCGGACAGGAAUGCAAGUAUUGAAAAAAGUAUCCAGAGAAUUUUUCUAG